Molecule: messenger RNA, 2235 nt
Organism: Linepithema humile (Argentine ant)
Lineage: Eukaryota; Metazoa; Arthropoda; Insecta; Hymenoptera; Formicidae
Gene: Eno
Product: enolase
Biological process (GO): glycolytic process
Cellular component (GO): phosphopyruvate hydratase complex
Molecular function (GO): magnesium ion binding; phosphopyruvate hydratase activity
Source: RefSeq, a predicted model, not a curated record
CAAAUGUUUUAGGAGCAAUACGUGAUAACACGAUAAAUUGCAAUAAUAUAUCUCUUUCGCGUAAGACAGCAAGAGUAGAUAAAUUUCUCGUUUCUUUUUAACCUAACAUUCUACGAGAAUCUCAUAAUCGAUAACUCCCUGCUUGCAUCACCAGUGUAGGUCACUGGCUAGGUCAAACUUCAUUCUUCAUCCUACGAUCGGUGCGGAUUGUCGCGCGCGUUACACUAGUUUUCUGACUUCAGCAAGGCACUUUACGUCGACAAGCAACUACUUCAAAAUGUCCAUAAAAAGCAUCAAGGCUCGUCAAAUCUACGACUCUCGUGGAAACCCCACAGUAGAGGUCGACCUUGUCACUGAUCAAGGGCUCUUCCGCGCGGCAGUGCCAUCUGGUGCAUCUACUGGUGUCCAUGAAGCUUUGGAACUGAGGGAUAACGAUAAAUCUAAAUAUCAUGGAAAAUCCGUUUUCAAAGCCAUAGAGAACAUUAACUCCAUCAUUGCUCCUGAACUGACAAAAGCUGGAUUGGAUGUUACAAAACAAACAGAAAUCGACAAUCUCCUGCUGAAAUUGGAUGGCACGCCGAAUAAAUCCAAACUUGGAGCAAAUGCAAUUUUGGGUGUCUCCUUAGCAGUUUGCAAGGCUGGUGCUGCUAAAAAGGGUUUAGCCUUAUAUAAACAUAUUGCUGAGUUGGCUGGCAACAAUAAUAUCAUUUUGCCAGUGCCAGCAUUUAAUGUGAUUAAUGGUGGUUCUCAUGCUGGUAACAAGUUGGCUAUGCAAGAAUUCAUGAUCUUACCCACUGGUGCAGCCAAUUUCACAGAAGCCAUGAAAAUGGGCAGUGAGGUCUAUCAUCACUUGAAGGCAGGUAUCAAGAAGAAGUUCGGUCUUGACGCCACAGCUGUCGGUGAUGAGGGUGGAUUUGCACCAAACAUUUUGGAAAAUAAGGAAGCUCUUAAUUUGAUUAUCGACGCUAUUAAGACUGCCGGUUAUGAAGGGAAGAUCAAAAUUGGAAUGGACGUCGCCGCCUCUGAGUUCCACAAAAACGGAAAGUACGAUUUAGACUUCAAGAAUGAGAAAUCUGAUCCGAGCACAUAUCUGGAACCAGAAGCGUUGAAGAACUUGUACUUGGAAUUUGUCAAAGAUUUCCCGAUCGUAUCGAUUGAGGAUCCCUUCGAUCAGGAUGGAUGGGAUUCCUGGACCGCUCUGACCGCGGCUACUCCUAUUCAAAUCGUUGGUGACGAUCUCACGGUCACUAAUCCUGUCAGGAUUCAAACAGCAAUCGACAAGAAAGCUUGCAACUGCCUGUUAUUAAAGGUCAAUCAAAUUGGCAGUGUAACAGAAUCCAUCAAUGCUCACAAGCUCGCCAAGAGCAAUGGUUGGGGCACCAUGGUUUCCCAUCGUUCCGGAGAGACUGAGGACACGUUUAUCGCUGACUUGGUUGUUGGUCUCUCGACCGGCCAAAUUAAAACUGGUGCGCCUUGCCGCUCGGAACGUUUGGCCAAAUACAACCAGAUUCUGCGUAUUGAGGAGGAGCUUGGCGCUGCCGCGAAAUUCGCUGGAGAGAAAUUCCGCAAUCCGCAUAAUUAAAUGAAACUAAAAUACAGAUACAGUCCACUACCACAAAAAUUCGGCUGCCUAUUAUAUGAAUCAAUUUUUCGCGAUCGUCAUAAUGAUAAGUGUGGCAUAGCCCGAAGACAUUGUUUUUGUAGUCUCGAUAAAUUAAUAUAUAUCUCGUGCAGCGAUAGAGAGUAUAUUAAAUACGACGCAAUUAAAACUAUAUAUAAAAUAUAUUUAAAAUUUAUUUAAAAUUUAUUUUAAAAUUUAUUUAAAAAAAAAAUUAACUUUAAGAUGUGCAAAAUUCUCUUCUGGUUAUAAUAUUUAGUUUCUAUAAUCGUUAAUAAUUUUUAUUUUUUAUUUUUGCGAGUUAUGAUAUUGUAGAGGAUUAAUUAUUUUAUAGUCUGCUACAUGCCCUCUCCCUCAGCACUCUACAAAUAUAUCGAAAAGACAAAUAUUAAAGAAAUGUUAAAUAGUGAUAAUAACUAUGUAACGCAAGAUGAAAAAGACAGCCGAAUGAAAAAAUAAUAAAAUUCUAUUUUAGUGUCAACAUGUGCUCAGUAUCACAUGUGAGUACCGAUGAUAAUAAACAUGUCUAUAAUAGAAUACACCCUGUUGUCAAAAGGCAUAUCUGUAAAAGUAAAUUAAUAAACGAAAUCCUGCGUGCAGGAUAUAUUACUUCGAAA